AUGAGCGACCGCGCCAGCCAAGCGAAAGAUCGCCAGAACUAUGCGCGGAGAAUAGUUGAUCUCGUGAUUGAGUGUCGCAACAAGGUCCCCAGCGACUGUCCCGAGCCGACGCUCAUCCUGUCAGACGCGGCUCUCCGUGCGUACGUCAGGGGACUCGAGAAGUCAACAUGGGACCAUAGGACGGAUAUAACAAGUUAUCACCAACUUUGUUCAGAUCUCAUUGAGAGGCUCGAGAUAAUUCGUGCCGAUCUUCCAGGCGAGUGGCGAGAGUUCUCAGAGCUACUAAGGGACGCUACAAAGUACCCGGAAGGCGUUACACCCAACACCACUCCCGCUCGUCCGCUGGCACCUCAGACGAACCUUGCCUUGGAGGAUGUCACUGUCGAACCUGUCCAGAACGAUAACGACACCCCCAAGGUUGUCGUUUCGCCGCCCGAUGAUGCUUCCCCGUGCCAGCUUCCUGGUAUAGCUACGAGCUUUCCAGCAGUGUCAACACUCGCUCCCGAUAAUUCAGAAGGUCCAGUGACAGCAAACCCCUUCGUCGGCCCCGAUGGUGGGUCCAUCUUUGGCAAGAUUGAUACGGAGGCGAAGCCCGCAGACAAACUUUUCUCGUCGAUUGCAGCCAAAGUGCCAGGAAGGAAGAUGGCACCCCUGAAGAGAGCCUCGCUCUCCAAGAAGUCUAAUGAAAAGUUGGCGCCUGGCCCUCUUGUUGCAAGCCCAAUGGUCGAUACCGUGUUAGCGGAGAAGACAAUAUCGCGGGCCCCAGCAACUAAACUCGUCUUCGACUUUGGUGCUUCUUCAACUUCGUUUGCAGCUCCGUCAACACCGCAGCCUAGUUUAUCGACAGAGCCCAAGGAGAAGAGAUCACGACACAUCUCACCUCCUUCACCAUCAUUACCUCCGAGUUCCAUCAGCAAAGACGAUUCCCCUCCCAAGGUCGUUUCGUCACUGGCGGUCUCUCUAGACUCCGUCCCAUCGAAGUCCACCUCCACUCAGACUGGCCUGGCGCCUUCUCCCGACAAGGGUCAGCUGGAGAUGAUCUUGAGCAUUCUGGAAGAGGAGAGAGCUGCGCGUAUCAAGGCUGAUACGAAAGUCGAGGAGUUGAUGGGGGCCAUGAGCCGCCUACAAGCCCAGGUUGAUCGACUGGUGGAGGAGGCUGAAGCAAGCCGGGCGGAGACAUCAGCUUUAAGCAAGUUAACCGCCAUGCCUGAAGAGCCCGUGAAGCCUACAACGCAGGUUUCGACCUCUGGUUCCCGCAACAAGAACGACCCUGAGGGCGACAAGGUCGUGGCGCCAAAGCGCAAGUUCACGAACAAGAUCGUGAGGGACCUCAGGAAGGAGUUUCCUCCUGAGACAUCCCAUGUCGUCUUCAAGCAGCUGAAGCACGGCUCUCUACGCCUCUCUGGGCUUCAGAAAGCCCAGCCUGCCAACCUCCACGCGCAAGUCGAGAAGGUGCUGUGCGCCUUCAAGGUGCCAGCAUCUCAGCGAAAAAAGCACGCGUCAAUGGUGAUCGAUUUGGCUAAUUUCGGAAAUGGUCUUGCUCGCAACGACAAGCAAUACCUUCCUGUCGAUACCAAGGUUAGGGACGCGGCCAUCGGAUUUGCGGAUGAAAAGCUGGCCAACCACCUCUUCAACGACAAGAAGUGGUUGUGCUUCCGCUGCGUUUCUGAGCAGCAUAGGUGCAUGCAGGGGUACAUGGGUGGACGUGUGGUCUUGUAG
Alternaria incomplexa is the source of this 1719-nucleotide messenger RNA. RefSeq lists its product as uncharacterized. The record is from RefSeq and is a predicted model, not a curated record. Bases 1 to 1719 code for a protein of 572 amino acids. NCBI's taxonomy places the organism in Eukaryota, Fungi, Ascomycota, Dothideomycetes, Pleosporales, Pleosporaceae. The transcript has a single exon.